GAGAAACCUACAUCGCACCUUGUCAGCAAGCUUCUCUCGGUACUCCAUCUUUGUAUCUCCUCCUAUUAAUAGGCCUUGUAUCAUCCGCUCACCACUUCCACCAACACCCUUUUCUACCACUCAGAUGUUACAUGUUACAAGGCAGGAGUGAAAUAAAAAUGCAUUAUAUACUUCACGUAAAUUAAAAAAAGGCCUAUAAAUCUCCCCCAGGAAUGUGAUGCAAAAGAUCUCCGGAUUGGUGGGGAAUAGGGCGGCAGAGUUAAGGUGGAGCUGAGCUGAGCACCCAGCCAGUGCAGGUCAAAGCCCACAUCUUUGGAUCUACGAAAUGACCAAGUUACAAAAUGGAACAAAAGUCAGUACAGUGGGAAUCAACAGAACUCACAUUUUUGUCACUGUUUCCUGUAUAUUUAGCUUAUAACAAGGUCAUUUAGCUUAUUUCUGCAUUAACAGUGAAUUAUAUAUCAGAACCUAUACACAAAUUUUACAUAAGCACACCAGAUGAGUCAUUGUGGAGUUCAAAUGUAUUUACCCUUUAGAUAUAAUACAUUCACAUAUUGUCCAGUGUAGCUCAGCGUUGCGCUCUAUGCAGCCUGAGAUUGGCUCCAGGGCCCCACAUGACCCUUCCCAGGAUAAUCAGGUAGAAAAUGGUCUAAUGUUAUGUGUCCUGAUAAUAUCACAUAUUGGCAAAAUGAGAAAGUGCUGGUCAAACUGGACAAAAAUGUUCCAAAUUGAGAUCAUAAAAACACUAAUUCACCAAACUAUUGGGGAAAGCUUUCAGUUUCUAUCAAAAUUCGGAUGACGGAACAGUCAUUUGUAAUCCUGGCUUCAUUACAGGGACACACAGACUAUUAUCACUGAUAUAAACAGAAAACACGCUCUAAAAAUAGUCCCACCAAGGCUAACCAUUAAUGUAGAAGAAACCAUUACUGUGUAAGAUUGCGAAGCAUUACUAAAAGCAAUUUCAUUUUUGCAAAUUACAUAUUCAGCAGGUAAACAAUGGAUUAUGUAUGCACAAACACACAUAUGUAUUUCAUAUUUAUGUUCAUUAAAACACCUAUGAAUAACGAUAGUAUUCCUGCGUGAAUGCCAAAUCUAUGUUAAAGUACGACAUUUAAACAAGUAAUACGGUAACUUAAUAGCGUCAUGAAAAAGUCACAAGUCAACCAGGGAACUAGCAAUAGUUAAUACUAUGCAAACUGUCCUGGCACUGAAACACAGAGUUCAACUUGUAGUUAAAUCACACUCCCCAGAGCUGGGUAAAGCGAUCCUCGACGUUCUGCAUUUCGAACGUCACUACUGCGUAACAGAAACUGCGCAUGCGUACAUAUAGACUACCGGCCACUAUCAAUCGAUCAGAGAGAGGAAGAUGGCGGUGAAUCGAGCCUGAGAAGAGAGAUCGAUCACCGAAUCACUCGAUUGAACGAAACAAACGGCGUGGGAGUACAGAUAUAUAAAAAAAAACAUCCUAUCGACAUCUGGAAGCGUCUUUUCCCAGUUACUGAGAUAUUACCAGGGGAUUUCCCAUUCUGCUCUUUGAGCAGGUCGACUGCUGUUGCCUUUGCGGUCUCCUGCCUUUGUGAUGGACUUCCCCUGGCACAGUGGGAAGGUUUUAGAGCAGCUGAACCAUCAGCGCCAGCAAGGGCUGCUGUGUGAUUGUACCUUCGUGGUGGACGGCGUGGACUUCAAAGCCCACAAGGCCGUGCUGGCUGCCUGUAGCGCCUACUUUCGCACGCUUUUCCUGGACCAGAAGGAUGUUGUGCACUUGGACAUCAGCAAUGCCGCAGGUCUGGGGCAGAUUCUGGAGUUCAUGUACACAGCCAAGUUGAGUCUGGGCCCUCAGAAUGUGGAGGACGUGCUGGCUGUAGCCACCUUCCUGCAGAUGCAGGAGAUCGUCAAUGCCUGCUCUGCCUACCGUUCCUUUGCAAUCCCAGGGUCACACCAAGCUACCAAAGCAGACAGAGCUGAGGAGCUGGACCCUCCGGAGACAGCGUUGCAGGGGGAGGUGGCCAGUACCCGACGUGACGGAUCCAGGCAGGAGGUCCUAGGGAGCAGCACGGACGACUUCAAGGCCUCCACAAGCGAGAGCAGCCCCGCCACACACACCCCGCCCUUGGAUCAUGGGUCCCCAGAGGAUGAGCCCGCCAAGCCCCAGGACCCUCCCGCUGAAGCCUCCUCACCACGACAGCCUAGCCAGCCCCCCCAGCGGAGAGGAACCCGCACCUCAUCUCGCAGGCUGGUGGACGCUGAAGAGAAGGAGGCAGAGGCAGUCAAAGAAGUCCCAGAAUUUCAGGAUGACCCCAGCGACGCCGAUUACGCACCCAAAAUCCCAUUCAGGUCUGUAACAGAGAGAUCGUGCAUCAGUACUCGCCGAAGUCGGGCCAAGAGGUCAGCCCAGCACUCCCUCCCGCAGGAUUCUGACUCGGGUGAGGGGAUGAAAGUGACAAGAGAGCAGGAGGAGGAUGUGGAAGUGGACCAGGAUGAGGGGGGAGAGGAAGAGGGCGACGAGGGGGAGGAGAUGGAAGGAGGGGAUACUGCGGGGGAAGAGGCCGGGAGUGAUGGGAAGCCACUGCGUUCGGGGCCUUUUACAGACCGCAGCGAAUCCCGAGUGUAUGGCUCUAUCACCCACAAGUGCGAGGACUGUGGGAAGAAGUUUACACACACUGGGAACUUUAAGAGGCACAUCCGCAUCCAUACAGGCGAGAAACCGUUCAGCUGUCGGGACUGUCAGAAGGCUUUCUCUGAUCCGGCGGCCUGCAAGGCCCAUGAGAAGACGCACAGUCCUGUGAAGCCGUACAGCUGCACGGCAUGCGGUAAGAGCUACCGGCAGAUCAGCCUGCUGAACCUCCAUCGCAAACGGCACACGGGCGAGGCGCGCUACAGCUGCGAGGAUUGUGGCAAGCUCUUCACCACCUCGGGUAACCUGAAGCGUCAUCAGCUGGUGCACAGUGGAGAGAAACCCUACCAUUGUGACUACUGCGAGCGGGCCUUCUCCGACCCCACCGCCAAGAUGCGUCACCUAGAGACUCAUGACACUGACAAGGGCCACCGGUGUCCCCACUGCGAUAAGCGCUUCAACCAGUUGGGGAACCUGAAGGCCCACCUAAAGAUCCACAUCACAGAUGGGCCCCUGAAGUGCAAAGAAUGCGGGAAGCAGUUCACCACCUCAGGUAACCUGAAGAGACACUUGCGAGUGCACAGCGGUGAGAAGCCCUACACCUGCAUGCACUGUCAGAGGGCUUUUGCCGACCCUGGGGCACUGCAGAGGCAUGUCCGCAUCCACACGGGAGAAAAGCCUUGUCAGUGCCUCAUUUGUGGCAAAGGCUUCACCCAGGCUAGCUCUCUAAUCGCCCACGUCCGACAGCAUACUGGAGAGAAGCCGUAUGUCUGCGAUCGAUGUGGAAAAAGGUUUGUCCAAUCUAGUCAACUGGCUAAUCACAUCCGGCACCAUGACAACAUCCGACCUCAUAAAUGUCAGGUCUGCAACAAAGCCUUCGUCAACGUUGGAGACCUGUCGAAACACAUCAUUAUCCACACAGGUGAGAAGCCAUUUCUGUGUGACAAGUGUGGGCGGGGCUUCAAUCGCGUGGACAACCUGCGUUCCCACGUCAAGACAGUGCACCAGGGCAAGGCCGGCAUGAAGCAGCUGGUGGUGGCUGGGGAUGACAGCGAUGAGGGCGGAGGACCAGGAAAGCUGCAUGUCAGCUCUACGCCGCCCUCGGAGCUGGACGACAGCGAGGUCAACAUAGUUACCGUCACCACUGAUGACAUCGUCACUCUAGCCACUGAGGCUCUUGCUGCCAGUGCUGUAGCUCAGUUGACAGUGGUGCCUGUGGCAGCGUCGGUGUCAGCCGACGAGACGGAGGCCCUGAAAGCAGAGAUCACCAAGGCUGUAGAGAGAGUGCAGGAGGCUGACCCCAACACACAGAUUCUGUACGCCUGCGACUCCUGUGGGGAGAAGUUCGCUGAUGCCAGCUCGCUGGCACAGCAUGUGCGCAUCCACACCGCUCAAGCCCUCGUCAUGUUCCAGGCGGACUCCGACUUCUACCAGCAGUACGGGGGUGCAGGUGCCUGGCAGGCUGCCGAGCAGGUCCUGCAGGGCGGCCAGCUGCUGUUCCGCACCAGGGAGGGCGAAGGGGAGGUGGAGGCAGGGGCCGAUGAGGCUGCCCAUGCCCAGGCUCAGGGGGAAGGUACAGAAGGGGCUCCGGGAUCCGAGCCUGGGGUGCUGGCAGAGCCAGAGACUGUGGAGAUGGAGUGUGCCCACCAGGAAGAGUGAAGUAGGACUGAAUGUUCAGCAUGCAUUUGCAGAGAGAGUCAGGGGUAUCGAAGACUGGCAUGUUAACCGGUGCUGGCAGGCUUGCUGCCACAUGAAAGCAGCUGCCAUUUUUGUAAUGGUUGGUAAAACGAUAUUUAGUCGUCAUCUGUGCAUCACAACAUGUCAGUGUCAUGCAACCCUCAGUUAAAUGUGAAUUAGGAAUCAGAAUUUAACUGUUGAGCUGUUUCCUUCCUUUAUGGAUUCCCAAGCUGCUUAUUCCACCGUUUAAUAUAUUUUUUUAGACGGCCGGUGAUACGUGCACAGGUUGCCCCUAGCUUUGGUGAGUAUGCGUUGUCUGUGUGACAGAGCCUUUGGUGGGCAGGCUGAGCCCCACCCUGCGGAGAAGUGAGGCCUACCACUGACUCUGUGUGGUGAAAGGAGAUCUGUGUUUCAUUGCUCUGAACCAAACCCCAAUGCGAAUAAAAAGAAAGAUUAAUUGAGAUAAAGGUAGAUGUUAAAUCCAUACCUUUAAAUGGCCAAACAAGAAGUGAUGCAUUUGGAAAUCCAUGAACACAGUUUCUCUCUUUCAGUACUUUGACCAUCAAACUUAAGUGUGCUUAAUGCAUUUUAAAGAUUAAACCUUUACUUUUUAAAAUCACCUGUUGUCACAUAGAAUGUUUAACUAUUCUAUGUCUGACAGAUCAUAUUUUCCCAAAAUAGCAGUUUUUGAAUCACAUUCAGGGUCCAAUUUCCUGUGUGGGGAAUCUGGAACUUUAAAUUUAACCAGAUUAAACAGAGCAAGUAUGAUGCUAUGUAUAUUAUUCAGAUUCAGCAGUGAUAUUUUACAUAAAUAGUAGAAUUUUAUCUGGUAUCUUCCACUAAUUUGGAAAAAAGCAGUUUGGUCUAUAAAUUGAUUUGUUUUGUAAAUGUAAGCCAAGGUUGUGGUGUUGCUAGGUGGCUGUCCUGAUGCUAAGGUACUUGAAGGUACCAGGAACCAGAACAUGUUCGUGAAGGGAUGCCUGUCAGUUGACACUUAACCCUUAAUGCAUAAAUCAGAGAGGUAUUAAGAUACAUGAAUACCCUAAGGCAGAUGUUCAAAUGGACUCUUCCUUCCCCGCCCAUUACACUGCCUGACAAUUUAUUGUAUUAACAGUGCACUAAAUAAAUGCAGAAUUGCACUUUUCUUUGGAUGUAUGGAAUUUUCAGUUGUCACAUAGAAGUAUAUCUCAGGAUAUGUCUAGAAGGUACCUGAGGGGUAUAUAUCUGUAGUGCUCAAAUAUCCUUAUGAAAUGAUAAUAAAAUAAAUACAUAGGUGUGAGUUAUUCAUUGUAAAUAUCAUAUGUGAAUUGUGUUAGAUGCUAUGGUAAUUCAGGAAUGGAUAAAACAAUUUUCCAAAUAAGAAAAUUACAUACUUCAACAUUCAGGUUAUUAUAUGCGGCUGUCCUGGGGCCUGAAUCACAGAGCAGGAUUUCUAGCUUAGCCUGAUAACUUGUCAGAUUUAAGGUACUGCAGUUUAAAUGGACUUUAUCUUUGUUCACUUACAUUUAGCCCAGACUACCUUAAAUCCGUGUGAUACAGGCCCCUAAUAUUUAGGUUUUUUCUUUAACAUAGCUGUGUAACUAUGGUCCAUUUGACCAGUGGCAUAGGAGAGAGAUCGAUAUUUUUAUUGGGUGGGUGGGGAGGGAGGAUGACUGAAUCCAAAUUAAAUAUUGGGGGUUACAAUCCCCCCUCCCCCGGUUUCCUGCUCCCCUUGGCCACAUGUGGUAUGGCACAGGGUGGCUGUUGUGAGUCUGAAAAUGUUCGCUCUCUGCCUGCUACUCUGUAUCUCAAUAAAAUUUUAACUUUCCUAAGAAUUAAAAGGUUUACUUUAUUUCACAGUCAUAUCACUUUAAACUGAACAUACAUAUUUGAUCUGAAACAGAAUCAGUGGUAACUUGGAAGCCUCAGCUAACAGUGCUGUCAGUUACUGGCGUACAGAUGGGGGCGAUUUCAGUGGAUUAAAUUCAGAAGUACUUCUGUGUAUUAUUGUUAGUUUUUAUGUACCUUGUAUUUCAUAUUAAUCCAUUAUAAUUAACUCUCUACUACACCAGCAUCUUUCGUUCUUGUAUUUCGUUCUUGGGUUAUUCUUGAAACAGUUUUUUAAAUGAUAUAUUGGUAUUUGUUUUAUAUAUAAAUCUAGACCUA
Brienomyrus brachyistius is the source of this 6436-nucleotide messenger RNA. It is a transcript of the gene zbtb17, whose product is annotated as zinc finger and BTB domain containing 17. Bases 1580 to 4273 code for a protein of 897 amino acids. The record is from RefSeq and is a predicted model, not a curated record. Gene Ontology annotation, molecular function: protein binding; RNA polymerase II cis-regulatory region sequence-specific DNA binding; DNA-binding transcription factor activity, RNA polymerase II-specific. Gene Ontology annotation, biological process: regulation of transcription by RNA polymerase II. Gene Ontology annotation, cellular component: nucleus. The transcript has 15 exons. Lineage: Eukaryota; Metazoa; Chordata; Actinopteri; Osteoglossiformes; Mormyridae.